UCGGUUUCACAACGAUCAGUGUUUUAGCACAGCUGAAUACGAGCUGAUCGGCGGCUCGGACGAAUAAAUUAAAUCGAAUUAAAUAAUCCCUCAAGGAACAGUAGAUAAGAAAGAUGGCGAACAAAGCCAUUGUCUUUAUCCUCCUAGCGGCGUCCCAGCUCCUGGCAGCCCAAACCUACGACUGGAAUGAGAACCAAAAUCAGCACCAAAAUCCGUUCCAAAAUCCGUACCCAAAUCAAUACCAAAAUCGGGCAUCGCAGCUGCAGGGACAACAGCAGUACCCUUCGGGCCAACACCACUUCAACCAGCAGGACGUACAGAUCGGUCCAAGAUCCGGGGUCGGACAGGAUACGCAAAAGCCAAUUAGGGAUCCCCAGAUAGAUGUGGUAGAAAUGGGUAGGGCGCCGGCGCCUGCCCCCGUGGCCGCCACCCGCCCUCCGGCCACCACCAACUACAUGGACCGCUUUAGCUCAAAGCUCUUCCAGAAGAUCGCUACAGGAGGCGCGCGACGUAACAUGGUCUACUCCCCUAUCUCCGUGCACGCUAUGAUGUGCCUUAUCGCCGGAGCGUCGGAGGGCAAAACCUUGUUGGAGCUGCAGGAAGUCGGGGAGUUCAGUGACAAGAUGGCCGCGGCCGUGGACUUUAAGGAUCUGAUCGACUACAAGAAGGGUCUGGGAAAUGCCGAGCUGACCAUGGCCACCAAGGUCUAUUACAACCGUCAGCUAGGCGGUAUUAAUCCGAGCUUCACCCCAUACUCUGAGUUCUACUUCCGAGCCGGCAUUCAGCCAGUGGACAUGAACCAGGGCAAGGACUCCGCCGACCAGAUUAAUGCAUGGGUCAAGGACCAAACACGGGGCAAGAUCCAAAACUUGAUCUCAUCCUCAGACCUGGACUCCCAGACGCAGGCCCUGCUGGUGAACGCCAUCUACUUCAGGGGUCUCUGGGAGAACGAAUUCGCCACAAUGGAUACUCUGUCCCACCAGUUCCAGCACUCCGAUGGCAGCUCCUCCAACGUGGCCAUGAUGUACAACGAAGGUCCUUAUGGCCUGGCCGACAUUCCCCAGCUGGAUGCCUCCGUUCUGGAGCUGGCCUACAAAAACAGUGGCACCAGCAUGUUCAUUCUACUGCCCAAGCAGCGCAAUGGCCUGGCGUACCUUGAGAGCCAGCUGGCCAGGCGCGAGUUCGAUCUUAACAAGAUUGCCUCCCGUGUGCAAAACCAGACCGUCACCGUGCGAAUCCCCAAGUUCCAAUUCGAGUUCGAGCAGGACAUGACUGUUCCCCUGAAGGAGCUUGGCGUCCGGCAGAUGUUCACGCCCCAGGCCCAGAUUGUCAAAAUGCUGGACAGGAAGGUGCAAGUGGAGAAGAUCCUACAGAAGGCCUUUAUCGAUGUGAACGAGGCGGGAACCGAGGCCGCGGCAACAACAUUUGCCAAGUUCGUACCCCUGUCGCUGCCUCAGAAGACCCCGGAGUUCACAGCCGACCAUCCGUUUGUCUUCGCCAUCCGCACCGCCAGCUCUGUGCUGUUUAUGGGUCGGGUAGAGCACCCAACACUGAUGGCCCCGGGCACCGACGCACUCAGCAAGGCCACCCUCAGCCCCAUGUACAACAAGAGCAAAAACGAGAACAUGACCUGGAGACUACUUCCCGCCCUGCUCGUGGCUCUGGCCUUAGCUCCGUCGCUGCCAGUCGACGCCCGGUUCUCGGCCAGCUCGAACCACCGAUUCGGUCUGCGCCUCAUCACCAAGCUGGGAUUGGAUCAGCAAGAUGCCAAUGUGGUCGUCUCUCCCUUGAUAGUCCAGACACCUCUGGGCCUGCUCUACGCGGGCAGCACUCCGGGUCCUGCAAGGGAGGAGCUCCGUCAGGCCCUGGAGCUGCAGUACGCCGGCAGCCCAGCUGAAGCAAUCCAAGACAUCCAGAAUAUGCUGACCCACCUCAAGCAGUCCGCGGCUGUCGGGUGUCGGUUGCGGUUGCUCAGCGACUUUUACACCCAGCAGCGCUUCACCUUCAGCUUCCGCGACGAGUUCGAGGCCCAAGCCUCUCGCCUCGGAGUCGGUUGCCAUCGCCUGGCCUGGGAGAGUGCCUCAAAGGCGGCCCAAGACAUCAACUACGAGUAUCUUAGCCGCAGCAACUUUAGCCUAGGGGAGCUGGUCAGUGAAUCGCAGCUAGAGUCUCUGUCCGAGCACGGCACUCCCUUCUUACACGUCUCGGCGCUGACAUUCCGUGCUCCCUGGGCGCAGGCCUUUGAUCCGGCGGAGACGCAGAGCAUCAAUUUCUUCGCAUUGGGCAACCGGCCCAGGCUAGUGGAUGCCAUGUUCGGUAUUCAUCGCUAUAAGUACGCAGAAGUACAGGCCCUAGAUGCCCAGCUGAUCGAGGUGCCGUUUGCCACAGCCGAUCUGCGGUUGCUUGUCAUCUUCCCGAAUCGCGCCGACGGAUUGGCCCAUCUGGAGAGGAAGUUGGCACAGUCCGACUUGCAGCAGCUGAGGGAGCAGUUAGAGGAGCGGAAGGUGGCCCUUACCCUGCCCAAGUUUAGGGUCCUGGUUCACUCCCAGCUAACGGCAGUGCUAAAGGAGGUGGGCCUGGCCAAGCUCUUCACCUCGGAGAUCCAGCUGAGUGAGGUAUUUAGCUCUCUCCUGUCCAGCUCGGCUCCCCCCUUGGGAGCGGUGGUGCAGAGCAGCCUGCUUCAGAUCCAGGAGGAAGGCGGCAGCGCCGGCGAUCCAUUCUCCUUUGGGGAUCUGUUUCGACGAGCCCUGCCCCUGGUCAUCAAUCACCCGUUCUUCUACGCCAUCGGCAAUGACAAGACCCUGCUGCUGGCCGGCCACAUCAUUCACCAGCGGCAAGCCAAAGCUGUCUGUUUUCGGGGCCGAGAGUUGCGUCGUCCGAAUGCGACCUGGAGCAGCCUCCAGAGCCACUCGGCGGCCGCCUCGAUUUCAGUUCACAUUCCGACGAGCUCGGAGAAGUCCCAAGUGCUGCGAAUCAAGCGGACCAGGAGACGCCCAUCGGCUAUUUACGCGACGACCAUGGCUGUCAUCAUCAGCUGCCUAUUACUACUCCUGGCGACAGUGUCGCAGGCCAAAACCACCGGCUAUGACGCCGCCGUCGACCGCAAUUUGCUGGCCGCCGACCUCUACAACGCCGUAGCUGCCGACCGUCUAAACGAGAACCUGGUCAUCUCGCCGGCCACGAUCCAGAGCUCCAUGGCACUGGCUUUCGUGGGGGCCAAGGGUCAGACCGCCUCAGAGCUGCAGCAGGGCCUGCGUCUGGGGCCCGGGGACGCGGACGCCGUUAGCCAGCGUAGUGGCAGCCACCAGCAGUCCCUGACCCGUGACAACAACUUCCGCCUGGCCAACAACAUCUACAUUAACGAGAACCUGGAGUUCAAGGGCUCCUUCCGCGACGUGGCCCAGCGCCAGUUCGACUCGAACAUCGAUAAGUUAGACUUCCAUCCGCCGUACAACAAGCGCACGGCGGACGCCAUCAAUCGAGCGGUAGCCACCAAGACCAAUGGCAAAAUCACAGAUAUCCUGCGCUCUGAGCUGCUUAACGAUCGCACCGAGGGCGUGAUCGUCAACGGAGUCUCAUACUCUGCAGCCUGGCAGAAGGCCUUCCGUCUGGACAAGACUGAGAAGCGUUCCUUCCGCACUGGCAACGGGCAGUCCGUGAAGGUGGACACCAUGUGGACUCUGCAAAACUUCAACUACGCCGAAGUUCGUUCCCUGGACGCCAAGGUCGUGGAGCUGCCCUACCAGAACGCCGACUUCUCCAUGCUCCUGCUGUUGCCGAACCGCAAGGAUGGACUCAGGUCCCUGCAGCAGUCCCUGGCGGGCAAGAAUCUCUUGGCCGAGAUCGGGGGCAUGAGCCAGCAGAAGGUGGAGGUGCUGCUGCCCAAGUUUAGCGUGACCUUCGGCGUGGGAUUGGAGGGUGCCUUUAAGCAGUUGGGCGUCCACACAAUGUUCUCGAGAGAUGGCGACUUUGGCAACAUGUACCGAAUGUUCGUUAGCCAUUUCAUCAACGCUGUGGAGCACAAGGCCAACGUGGAGGUGACAGAGGCUGGUGUGGAACAGCCCCUGGAAACUGGAGUGCUAAAGGGUCUCUUCUCGCGAUCCAAGAAGUUCGAGGCGGACCAUCCUUUUGUGUUUGCCAUCAAGUACAAGGACUCGAUCGUUUUCAUUGGACACAUUGCCAACUACGCCUAUGUCUAGACUCCAAAGACAUUAGCCAAAGUGCUAAUUCUUCUGUCAACUCGAUGUUUAAAACAGUGAAAUAUCAAUAAAUUUCAGGCAUAUAAAAAAUAA
Drosophila kikkawai is the source of this 4292-nucleotide messenger RNA. RefSeq names its product Serpin 43Ab (gene Spn43Ab). NCBI's taxonomy places the organism in Eukaryota, Metazoa, Arthropoda, Insecta, Diptera, Drosophilidae. Gene Ontology annotation, molecular function: serine-type endopeptidase inhibitor activity. The record is from RefSeq and is a predicted model, not a curated record.